CGUCAUUGUUUGUGUCAUAUAUACGCGGUGUUAUUUUUUUUAAUUUAUAAUAUUUUGGUGCAUUAAGUAAAUAAUACAUAAUGAAAACAUAAAUAAAUACACAUUGUGAUGUAGGAACAUCUAUAAUAAAAAGGAAGCUAAACCGAAUAAACCUAUUAUCAAAAUGACGGACUCAAGUUCGUUCACGUCUCUGCUGGCGUUGGUGGACAGCCACCUGUCCAAAACCAGCAUUCAAGGUCAAUCUGAGGGGGCCAGCCACAGCCUGAGUGACCACAUCCAAAUCCCUCGGCUUGCCGGGCAGAUUGGUGUCCAGUCUGACACCAGAUUGACUCCACCUGGCCAGCGGAUCAACAUACCCACAUUCCAGUUAGGUUCUAGCCCCAUUGACAAUCUCCUUGCUCAACAAUUAUCAAACAUGCUCAAGGCCAAAGAGCUGAAACGGCAGCAGGAAGAGGAGCAGCAGCGACUCGUCGAAGAAACCCGCCGACUUAAAUUAGAGGAGGACAAAUGCGUUAUAGAUCUCAUGCAAGCACUGCAGACACCGUACAAGCCUGAACCAAAGAAAGAAGUCAUCAGUACCGCCAGCUCUUUUGAAGACCUCUUCGAACCCAACUUCAUUGAGGAAUGCCCUGAAGAAGUGCAGAUGAAAACCCCUGAGCCUCUACUUCCGUUAACAACAGACAUGUCAUACAUGCUUCGACAAAAAGUAAAGAGAGGGAAAUGCUCGCAGUUUGGUAAAGUCCUCACAUCACGCUUAAAGCCUGUAGCCGCUCCGUACUUGCACGAGAUGAUUGAGAGCAACAUUGUGAGGUUUAAAUUUGACACUCCAUCACCCUGUGAUUUGAUAAAGGAAAAGCUACGCAAGCCAACAUCCUACAACACUUAUAACUUUAAUAUAUUUGACAUGAUAUAGGGAAGACAGAGACUGGCCAGGUUUGGGCGGUCGAAACAAGCUUCUGGGAUAAUCUGCAAGAGCAGGCCAGCUCAUGUUGUAUCAAGUCUUGUCUGCAGGAACGCAGCGCAUCGCUGCGGGCGCCGCAGGUACUACUUGUCACCUUCUAAAUCUUAAAGUCCAGUCUUGAUGCAUAAAACUAUUUAAACCAUUUUUUUGACUACCAAAUUUUAAUAUAAGUUAUAUUUUAUAUUACUAAAUAUUGCGGUAUUACGAUCGCUUACACAGAACGAAAGGGUGAAUCAACUAUUACUUGUUUUCAUCCCUUCAACUAGGGUACAACAGUAACAUAUUUAGUGCCAUUUUCAACCAAAAGGGUACUUUGUUGGUUGUCAAUAAGGCGUUAUUUCCAUAUAGCUUCAAUUUGAAAACAAUCUUGUCUACAACUGACAAUGUGAUACCUUUUGAUUGAUAACGUCACAUUUAUUUACUUAGAAAUGUUGUUACACAUUCCACUUAGUAGCCCAAUACAAUAGGUACUGUAUGUUUUUUUUUUAUGUUAGGAAUCACACGCGCCUAUUAGCCGCCGAUAAACAUUAAACUAUUAUUUAUUACUAACGUAUAGGACCCCGGCACAGAGAACCAGUAUUUUGCGCCAUGAGUGGAUGUUUUAACAACAAACCAUUGAAGCGGAGCGUGAAUCUCGCGACCUAAACUCAUGAAUUUUACGGCGCUUACGACGUUUUAGUCGCGUGGUACAGGUUGUGAUUGCGACAAUAGGGACUAUUACUGCAAUGUUCUGCCGCCAGAGUGCAGUACUACUGAUAAAUUCAUAGACUAACUUAUACAUACUCUGCCUUAAACUGUUUUUUGAAUAGUUUUCACAGACAAUAAAAUAUGACAUUGAUGCAUCAAGGCGGUUUGUUAACAAGGGCCUACCGGUAAACGCGAAAGUCGAAAUUUAGUUAUCUGCCUCUUUAUCGCUGGAAUAUGCAAGAGUGAUAGAGAGAUUAGAUAUAGUGUGUAGCUUUUAGGGCUUACAAUCCGGAUAUCAGGAUAACCGUUUUAUCCGGAUAUCCGUCCAAUUUACUAUCCGGAUUUAGACGAGGUUGAUAUCCGGAUAAAACGAAUAAUUCGAAUAAUAUUUAUGACAAAUUCCAAUUUUUAAGAAAACUAUUUCAAAAACGUUGAAAAUUAUAACGUAAACGAUGUCGGUUGAUUUAUUUAUUUAUUGGGAUACAUUUUUACGGUAUAAAACUGUUUAUUUAAGUAUUUCUCCUUGACUGCCAACUACUCCUUUAUUUUUUUAUAUAUUUGGGAACAAUCUUAUGCAGAUCGACUUAGUUCCUUAAAACGUACAAAGUAACUUUGAAUGUACUUGUUCCGUGUUCCUGCGCUGCAUUAUUGUUAGCGUCUGAAUACAUUACUAAUAACGUGCGAACAGACAGACCUAAAAUGGCACCAACCAAGGAGAACUUCGGUUGAUAUUGAACUGCCGAACGUUUUAGCAUCCUGCAUUUGAAUAAAUCUGUAAUUAAAACCUUGAUUGUCUUGUCCUUAAAUGAAAUGUAAUAUCUCAACAAGAAGACACUGUCGCAUCAAUUAGAAGACGUAUUCGUUUCUCUAAAUAUCAAUACCACGGCCAGUAGCAUAUGUCAAUAAGACUAGAUCACUAGAUGACUAGAAUUAUAAUUCAUGGUUGUAAAAUUUACAUGAAAAUAACGCCAAAUAUCUUGUAAUCAUCUGAAGUACUUGAAAAUGAAUUUCGCAGCGCAGGCUGCUAAUAUUAAGCGGAGAGUUGAAGUAUCUCCAUAAAGUAUAGAUUGUUACAAAUAUAGUUUGAGGCAGCCGUUUGCGUUUGCAAAGUUUAAUUUACCGAAGGUUGAAUGUCACAGUAAAGCUUAAGCGAAAAAAAAAUUCCUAGUGAAAAUCAGACAGUAAAUUUUCGACGGAAAGGUAGAACUCCUAAAAAUACCUUAACACUUGCUGUUACGCAACCUUUUAUACGUAAAAUUUGAUUCUAUUACACUUUUUAUAAUAGUUUUUUUUUGUUAAAUAAAAAACAAGUAUUCGAAUUAUCCGUUUUAUCCGGAUAUCCGGAUAGUAAUAUAAUAAAUAAUCGAAAUAUCCGGAUACAAAAAAUGGGCGGAUAUUGCAAGCCCUAGUAGCUUUCAAAUAGAGCUCGACGGCUAAUCCUAUUCAAUUUCAAUUAGCCUUUAUUUAACAAUCUUACUUAAAAAUAAAAUAUAAAGAACUAUUACAAUAUUUGCGCUAUCAGACAUCGGAGUCAAGAUUGUCUUGCUUUCCAACAUAGGCCUCCCCCAAGUACCUCCAAAGUUCCCGAUCAUGGGCUUUCGUUCGCCAAGUGGCACCAGCUAUAACAAUGAAGUCAUCUUCCCAUCUUCGUAGAGGUCUGUGGUUUUUUCUGCCUCCUUCCCUAGGAUACCAAUCAGUCACUUCCGUGGCCCAUUUGUCUUCCUUGCAUCGAAGUAUGUGUCCUGCCCACUUCCAUUUGGAUUUUUUGAUAGUAUGUGAAACAUCUUUGACACGUGUUCUUCUACGUAUGGUCUUUAGGUUGAUACGAUCUAUUCUCCUUAUGUUCAGCAUACUUCUUUCGAUGUUAUGUUGUGUUAUUUCUAGUCUUUUCGUGUGUUCUUUUGUUAAUGCCCAUGUCUGACAGCCAUAUGUCAUACAGGGCAAGAUACAAGAAUUGAAAAUGCGACUUUUUAACUUAAGUGGCAUUGAUGGGUUCUUCGUUAUUUCUUUCAGCGACCAGUACCUGUUCCAUGACGAGUUAAUGCGACUUUGUAUUUCUUUAGAUGUGAUCUCUGAAGUAGAUAUUAUUUGGCCCAGGUAAGUGUAUUCCGUGACAUAUUCUAUAGUGUAGUUAUUAAUUUGUAUCGGAAUUUUGAAUCGAUUGGUUAAUAACUUUGUUUUUGACGUAUUUAUUUGAAGUCCGACUUUCUCGCACUACUAGUUGUUCCAGCAUAAUGCGUAGGUGGUUCACGUCGUCAGAGAUAACUAUAAGAUCAUCUGCGAAUCUAAGAUGGUUUAAUAGAGCGCCGUUUACUUUGAUGCCGUAUUCGCUCCAAUCCAUUUUCCUGAAUACUUCCUCCAAGACUGCGGAAAAUAAUUUUGGCGACAAGGGGUCUCCCUGCCUGACGCCCUUCUUGAUCUUAAACCUAUCACCAUGCCUUUCAGUCUUUAUUGUCGCUGUCGUGUCCUUGUAGAGGUUCCGUAUAAGCCUUAUAUAUUUUUUAUGUAUGCCUUGGUUCAGUAAGGACUCCCAAAUUUUUGCGUGAUAUAAUGAAUCGAAUGCUUUAUUGUAAUCUACGAAUGCCAAAUAAUAGGGCAUUUGGUAUUCGUUGCACUUUUCAAUCAAUUGCUUUAUUGUGUGUAUGUGGUCAAUCGUAGAACAACCGCUUCGAAACCCUGCCUGUUCCUUGGGCUGGUUCUCAUCUAGUGCUUUUGUGAGGCGACCUAGCAGAAUCUUUGAGAACACCUUGUACAUAGAUGACAUAAGACUUAUAGGCCUGUAGUUAUUAAUAUUGUCCCUAUUUCCUUUUUUGUGGAGCAAGAUAAUAGUCGAUGAUGACCAUUGUGAUGGUAUUAUUUCGCUUUGUAUAAUGUCAUUAAACAACUCUAUUAAGGUUUCAAAAAUAGUUUCUGAAGUACCUUUCAGGACUUCAUUCGUGAUGCCGUCUUCUCCUGGCGAUUUUCUGUUUUCAAUGUCUCUAUGGCUUUGGAUAUUUCUAUUUUUAUUAUAGGAGGGACCGGUUCUUCUUCUUCAUGCUUGUCUAAAUACGGUGUCGUAAAAGUAGUUGUAUCAUCAUUGUAUAACUGUCUGUAGAAAUCGGUAGCUGCUUUUAGUAUAUCUGUCCGCUUAGUUUUAGUUUUGUUGUUUUUAUGAUUCUUCAUAUUUGGAAUCCACUCUGUAUUUUCUUGUAAUUCUUUCCAAGCCUUUUGACUCCUCCUGUAGAUUCAAUGUGAUGUAUAAACCUUUCAGUUCUCAUUUUUUCUCUGUGUUUUCUUAUAUUAUAUUAAUCUUCUUGCUUAUACGUGAAAUUUCUUUUCUAUUCUUUGGUUUUUGCUUUUGGAGUGCUUGUCUUUCCGUUAGUAGCUUUCUGGCGAGCUCUCCGAGCUUAUCUUUUUUCGUUGUGGUUGUGUUUAAGGUAUUUUCUAUAUUUUGGAGCCCUUUUUCUAGAAUAUUGUAUUUUUCUUGAAUACUUGUUUUGCUUUGUAUAUUUAGUUUCAGAUUCUUUUCUAACGGGUUUAGUGUUGCUUGCGGCAAAGGUAUCCGUAUUUCCUUUAUGUUGUUUUUAAUAUGUUUUCGAUAUGGAUUUAAUUUGCAACUUUUUAUCUUUCCUCGCACCAUUCGGUGAUCAGUACUAAAGUUUAACUGGUUUUUUAUGCUUACAUCUGCAAAUAUUUUUGGUUUGUUCGUUAAAAUGAAAUCUAUAGCGUUCUUUACUUGCCCAUUGGGUGAUACCCAUGUCCACCUUCUGCUAAUUUUUUUGUUAAAGAAGCUAUUCAUAAUGCAUAAGUUUUGUUGCUGUACGAAAUCAACUAACCUUUGCCCAUUAUCGUUUCGUUUUCCAGUUGUAUAGGGUCCAAUAAAUUUACUUUCAUUGGGAUAUUGAUCUCCUAUUUGGCUGUUUAGAUCACGUAUUGGGGACGCUAGCGGUUUUACUUAACAAUAGACAAUAGGAUUAGCCGUCGAGCUCUAUUUGAAAGCUACACACUAUAACGAAAUUUCGAUUAUCUUGUUUCGCGGUAGGCCAUGUGAUUGACGUGACGUGUGAUGUGUCAAUGUAGUUUGUUUACUGUAUGUGCCACAAAGGUGCCACCUACGCAGAGCUUUGCCUAAUAUUCCCUAUUUCAUUGUUUGGUAUGGCUUCUCCAUAGUAAUGUAAUAGUAACUCAAUGUCGCCAUACAAUCAAAGUGACGCUCGCAACGUCAUAAAAUGAGAGAGUAUGUUCGAUUGUAUGGGUCAAAGUUUAGCGGUGGGUUUGUGUGACUCUUAAAUUCUUUGUACAGAUGUAGUGCAUAAUUUUCUCGGAAACGUUUGUAUUUGUCAUGCUACUUCAGUCAACCUCAGUACUUUUUGUUCCAAGACUGACUGAAAUAGCAAGACACGUCCGUACGUUACCGUGAAAAAACAAUGGAAAAUAAUAAUGCACUACAUCUAUAUAAAACUAUUUAUGUAAAGAGUAACCGAAAAGACAUAGCCAUAUCGUAUGGCAAAAAAGACGAAUAAAGCCACCAUUAGGCCCCAUUCUCACGAGAGCUUUUUCAACGCGCGUUAAAAAAGCGCUUGAAUCUGUCUGCACGCUAAAUUCAAUUUAAUGACCAAGGCUUAAAGUCGAAAAUCCAACACUGCUUGGUAAAAAGCGCCAACGCUGUCGUGUGAAUAAAUACACAUGUAUCCAUUUGUGUCAUUCAAACGCUUUUUUAACGCGCGUUGUAAAAGCGCCCGUGGGAAUGGGGGCUAAUGAGUUCAAUUAUGAUAUUUUAGUUUUAAACAAUGUGGUAUAUAUAGUUUGUCAAAGGACUGUCUCAUUUCAAUCAUAGACAGAUAGAAUCAUACUAUCUUUGUCCUA
Cydia splendana is the source of this 6493-nucleotide messenger RNA. RefSeq lists its product as uncharacterized. The record is from RefSeq and is a predicted model, not a curated record. The coding region runs from base 164 to 913 and encodes 249 amino acids. NCBI's taxonomy places the organism in Eukaryota, Metazoa, Arthropoda, Insecta, Lepidoptera, Tortricidae. The transcript has 2 exons.